UUAUGUACUAAUUCAAUUGAGUUCACUCACUCAUCCAGACCAAUAACUUGUAAAAAUGUCUCAAAUCCUCUUUCUAAUAGUCCUACUUACCCUGGGGUCUACCCAGGCUACACUAUCUCCAAAAAUCUCCCCCAAUCUCGUAUUAAAAUUCAAUCAAGACCCCACGACCAACAUCAUCAUCACCUUCGCCACGGGAACAUCCGCCGUUUUGUCGUACAUCUCCGAGAACGAUUUUCCAGACAGAGACACGCUCCUCUUUUCCCUCGCCACGGCACUCGACAUAAAUUCCGUCCAAUCCCAAUCAUCCGUUCGAAACUUUCUCGCAACAACGAAUUUUACUUCAGACCCGCUCUGGGUGACAGAUCAACUCUGGGUUAAGGAUUCCACUGUAGAAUUAGUCUCUCAACUGGCCGAAUUUCCCGAAGUUAUUGAAAUCUUUGAGGACGAGUUGACAUUUUCCUUUUCAGAGCCAAGUUCUCCCAUCCUCACCGGUCGGUCCAGCCCUCUCGCAGAAUGGAACUUGGAAAAAGUUAAGGCUGAAGAAGCUGUAACCCUGCUGAAAAACGUGUCCACCAACAUUCCCACAAUUCGAGUAUGCACGAUCGACACUGGUGUCCGAGUGACGCAUGAAUCUCUGCGAGGCAGUUAUCUCGGCGAGUACGGUUGGUUCGACCCCGGAUUAAGGAGUGACCUGCCAAAUGAUAUGAACGGACACGGGACCCAUGUCACGGGAACAAUAGCUGGAUUGGGAGGAAUUGGUGUAUAUCCGGACGCAAAAUGGAUGUCUUGUAAAGGAUGCGCGACAAACUUUUGCUCAAUGUAUGACCUGAUCCGAUGUGGGCAGUGGGUCCUCUGCCCCAGCUUGCCCAACGGAUCGAGACGCGACUGCAGCAAAGCCCCACACCUCGUAAGCAACAGCUGGGCUGUAGCUUACACUCCGGAGACCACCUGGUUUGAUGACGUCGUCAGAGCGUGGCAUGUAGGCAGAGUCGUUCCAGUUUUUGGCAUCGGAAACGAUGGACCCAACUGCGGCACGGUGGGAUAUCCCGGAAGCAUAGAUGUUAUCGGUGUAGGAGCCACCACAACGACAGACGCCAUUGCCCCGUUUAGCAGUGUAGGCCCAAGUAUUCAUGGCGUUUUGAAACCGGAUGUGACCGCACCGGGACAAAAUGUUCUUUCGGCGGCCCAUACGGGGGAUAAUGAGUACCGCGUUUUGUCAGGAACAUCUAUGGCAUGUCCACAUGGGGCUGGGGUGACGGCAAUUUUGCUCGCUUACAAUCAAACAAUGUCCUAUGAUCGAGUAGUGGAAGCACUUUUUACCGGAGCGGAUACAAACUUGGUGACGACUGGGCGUGUUUGCGGUGGUGUUAUUGAUACAACUUUUCCAAACCAUGUAUUUGGUCAUGGUAGGUUGGAUGCGUUAGCAUCUUUAGAAAGUCUAAUCGGAGGAAAGAUAUGAAGACCUCAGGAAAUUUAGAAACACAUAAAAUACUUUAGAUGUGAAUAUCUUUAGCAGAUUUUAAAUUAGAUGACAUCUUUUGUAGUAUUGGAAUUUGGUUAAUAAAUUGGCUGUGCAUGGUUGAAGCUUGGAAAUAAA
Molecule: messenger RNA, 1597 nt
Organism: Folsomia candida
Lineage: Eukaryota; Metazoa; Arthropoda; Collembola; Entomobryomorpha; Isotomidae
Product: bacillopeptidase F
Exons: 2
Coding region: 56-1459 (467 amino acids)
Biological process (GO): proteolysis
Molecular function (GO): serine-type endopeptidase activity
Source: RefSeq, a predicted model, not a curated record